AUUCGUGUACCGUUUCCUUCUUUCUUUAUUCUCUCUCUCUUUAUGAGAAAGAUCGUUUCUUUUGAUCUGUUUCGUGGAACUCUGUUGUCUCUAGAGGGAAUCUAAAAGUUGAAACCUUUUUAUUCGUUCGAUUGAAUUUGAGUUCCAGCUUGUUUGUUCUCUGUUGAUUGAUUUUUGGAAACGAUGAGUGGUUUCCGAGAUGGUUGUUCAUCAAGUGGCUCGGUGAAUGUGAUGAUCGGAGUAUCAUCACCAGCUGAAGAAGGAGAAGACGACAACGCCGCCGCCGUGGCUCUGUCGUCGGAGGAUUCUUGUUCCCCCGACGAGACGGUGGCGGGAACAGAGAUCGACUUAGCUCUGGGUCUUAGCAUUGGUUUGAACAGAAGUAGGAAUCACUCAUCAAAGGUUCGGUCUUUUUCUUCAUCUUUGGCUUCCUCUUCGUCUUCGUCUCUGACCAAAGAAAGUGGGACGAAACGGUCUGCUGAUUCUUCUGCGGCUGCCUCAAAAGGACAAGUUGCGGUAGGGUGGCCGCCUCUACGGACUUACAGAAUCAACAGUUUGGUCAACCAAGCAAAGUCCGUGCCCACUGAAGACGACAUUCAAAAGGACACAACAACAACAACAACAAAAAACAGCGUGGUGGCUGCAGUGAAGAACGAUGAGGUUGGAUUCAUCAAAUCUCCAAUGCUUGUGAAGGUUACAAUGGACGGAGUUAUAAUUGGAAGGAAGAUUGAUCUCAAUGCUCUUGAUUCUUAUGAAGCCUUGGCGAAAACAUUGGAACAAAUGUUUUUCCACACACCUUCUUCUGUAACAACAACAAGAUGCAAGGAAACAACACGUGCUUCAGAACUGCUAGAUGGCUCAUCAGAAUAUAUUAUAACGUAUCAAGAUAAAGACGGAGAUUGGAUGCUUGUAGGAGAUGUUCCUUGGCUGAUGUUCCUUGGGUGCGUGAAAAGACUGAGAAUCAUGAGAAGAUCAGGUGAGACUGGAGGUGGCAAGUAGGGGUUCAUCUUCUCUGAGAAGACAUUCUCAGCUGAAGGGUGAAAUCAUCUUCUUUGUAAGAUGCAAAUGAUGGAACGUGGAGAUAAAAAAAAAGACAAGAACACAUAUAUAUAUACACAUGUAUUUAUGAGUAUAGUGUCUGCAGUGGUUUGUGAAUAUCAAACAAAAGUUUCGUUUAUAAGAAUAUGAAAAAUGAAAUACAGCUA
Brassica rapa (field mustard) is the source of this 1205-nucleotide messenger RNA. Its product is annotated as auxin-responsive protein IAA10. The record is from RefSeq and is a predicted model, not a curated record. NCBI's taxonomy places the organism in Eukaryota, Viridiplantae, Streptophyta, Magnoliopsida, Brassicales, Brassicaceae. Gene Ontology annotation, biological process: regulation of DNA-templated transcription. Gene Ontology annotation, cellular component: nucleus.